ACUUUAUUAUAUGUAAAUGUAGUAUGCUUUGCAAAACUAAUCAAUGAACUAAGAAGUAUAUAUUGUAACACAAAAAAAGCACAGGGAAGCGGAAUAAAUUAUUGCCCAGUCAUGUCCAAGCCCACAACUAUUAAAGAUGCCCUUGCCAAGUGGGAGGACCAAAACAAACAGGAGGCGGCCACUGCUACGGAAAUUGGGUUGCAGUUUCGUUAUCCGCCCAUUGAGAAAAUGGACAACAUUCUAAGCACACUGACCGAGUGUCAAAAGUUGAGCCUUUCCUCGAAUAUGAUCGAGAAGAUCUCAGGGAUAGCAGGCAUGAAGAACCUGCGGAUCUUGAGCCUGGCUAGAAACAACUUGAAAACUCUCAAUGGUAUCGAGAGUCUGGCCGAUACACUAGAGGAGCUGUGGGUUAGCUAUAACAACAUCGAGAAGAUCAAGCCCCUCGAGUCGAUGAAGGCCAUCAAGGUUUUCUACAUAUCCUUCAACCUCAUCAAGGACUGGGCGGAGUUCAUGCGUAUGACCGUGCCCCCAAAUCUGGGCGAGAUCACAUUCGUGGGCAACCCCCUGAACGAGAACAUGGAGCCUGCGCUCUUCGUGGCCGAGGCUGUUCGUCGCCUGCCUAAAUUGGAAAAGCUGGACGGGGAGCCAGUUAUUCGCUAGUUAGUGACGUUUGUAAUAGCAUGCAGAAAAAACAGAGUCCUAGUAGUUAUGCCAUCUUGUAAGCUUGAAA
Messenger RNA from Drosophila ananassae, 730 nucleotides. RefSeq names its product dynein axonemal light chain 1. Gene Ontology annotation, cellular component: cytoplasm. The coding region runs from base 112 to 660 and encodes 182 amino acids. The transcript has a single exon. The record is from RefSeq and is a predicted model, not a curated record. Gene Ontology annotation, molecular function: protein kinase binding. NCBI's taxonomy places the organism in Eukaryota, Metazoa, Arthropoda, Insecta, Diptera, Drosophilidae.